CUCUCUCUUCUCUCUUCAUUUCCUUAAUUUGUGGUCCAACCUCUUUAUAAUCUCUCUUAUCACUUUCACCAUUUCUUCAUCUCCUUCUCCAUUCCUCCCUCUCUUUCUCCUCGGUACCAUAUAUAAUAACUCUUCUCUUCUCUUCGCAUUUAUCAUAUACAUAAAUAUACCCUUUCACAUAUAUUUAUCCCCUUAAUAUCAGCAAAACCUGAUCCUUCCUCAUUCUUAAGCACAUAACACGAAAAGGGUACUUCUUCUUUUUCAGCUUACAAGCGAGCAUACAUAUAUAGAGACAUAUUUUAGUUGAGGAUGUCUAGUAGAAGAUCAAGGUCGCAAGCAGCUACUUCUUCUAGGAUCACCGAUGAUCAGAUCGUUGAGCUGGUGUCAAAGUUACGCCAACUUCUCCCGGAGAUUCGAGAUAGACGUUCCGAUAAGGUAUCAGCUUCUAAAGUUUUGCAAGAGACCUGCAACUACAUUAGAAGCUUGCACAGGGAAGUGGACGAUCUCAGCGAAAGGUUGUCUCAACUGUUGGCCACCAUUGAUGCUGAUAGUGCAGAGGCUUCCAUAAUUAGGAGUUUGAUUAUGUAAUAGGAAGAAAAAUUGGAUUAGUAUCUUAAUUAAUUUAUCCUUUUAUAUUUGUUACUAUAGGGUUUUAGAUU
Carica papaya (papaya) is the source of this 659-nucleotide messenger RNA. RefSeq names its product transcription factor PRE6-like. The record is from RefSeq and is a predicted model, not a curated record. Gene Ontology annotation, molecular function: protein dimerization activity. Gene Ontology annotation, biological process: regulation of growth; regulation of DNA-templated transcription. Lineage: Eukaryota; Viridiplantae; Streptophyta; Magnoliopsida; Brassicales; Caricaceae.